This is a messenger RNA of Choloepus didactylus (southern two-toed sloth), 2514 nucleotides long. RefSeq names its product replication protein A 30 kDa subunit-like. Gene Ontology annotation, cellular component: site of double-strand break; DNA replication factor A complex; chromosome, telomeric region. Gene Ontology annotation, biological process: double-strand break repair via homologous recombination; nucleotide-excision repair; DNA replication. The transcript has a single exon. NCBI's taxonomy places the organism in Eukaryota, Metazoa, Chordata, Mammalia, Pilosa, Megalonychidae. The record is from RefSeq and is a predicted model, not a curated record. Bases 1162 to 1599 code for a protein of 145 amino acids.
AAACCUAAACUGCAUGACCAAAUUACAAGUUCUAGAAAAUCUAUUGUCAAAAAAGGAAAAUCUCUUAUUCAACAUCCUAUUGACUCUCAAGUUGCAAUGAGUGAGUUUCCAGCAGCUCAGCCAUUAUAUGAUGAACAAUCUUUGAAUUUGUCCAAAAAGGAAGUACUGGAUCUCUUUGAAAAAAUGAUGGAGGACAUGAACCUUAAUGAAGAAUGAAAAGUUCCUUCGUGAAACAUUUUACUGCCAAACGUGAGAUGGUUUUCCAGUGUAUUUCUGCCACGGCCAAAUCUGGAGGGCUGAGAAACAGCAAACACGAAUGCACCCUGUCUUCACAAGAAUAUGUUCAUGAAUUACAUUCUGGUAUUUCAGAUGGGAAACUUCUGAACUGCCUAGAAUCCCUGAGAGUUUUGUGAACCAGCAAUCCUGUCAUCAUCCUGUGGUAGAACCUAGCACUUAAGUUCCCCUGAAAUUACUAUUGAAUGGCUGACUGUGUGAAUCAAUGAAUCUUUGAGAAGUGACUAGAGAAGAACUUGUAGCAUUCAGGAAAGAAGGAGGACAAACAUUAGUAAAAAUACACUUUCAAAAAAUUGGCAGGAAAGGCUUGAGAUUGCAAGUGGGGCUUUGAAAAUAUUGUACAGCAACUAAGAGCACACCACAAAGAGUCAUGGGAUCUGGCAAGAACCUGGCAGGUCCUGAUUGGCUGGAGGCAGCUGCCUUCUGGAAGCUGAUUGGCUCCACGGCUAACCUGAGGUGUUUGUGUCAUCAAAAGCCAGACAUUCUGUUGUAGCACUCUGUUGAACUCUGAGCCAGUCUGUAGAAUCCACCGACAAGAGCUAAACAUCUGCCUGCCUCAUCUGCCUGAACUGUCAUUAAGACAGAUAUGAGUGCAUUUGGGAGCUUUGGCAGCUCCUCUGCUGUGGAUGGAGCCAGAGGAAGCAACAACCAACCCUAUGAAGGAAGCACGGCUCCUACUGCUACAGCCUGAAGGUCCAAGGCUCGGAUUCAGGACAUUAUACCUUGUGUAAACCAGCUGCCCACCUCCACUAGGGUGGAUAAAGUGUUCAAGAUUAGGGGAAUUGCAAUUUCCCAGGUCUCUAUGUGUAGGAAUAAUCAGACAGGCAGAGUGGACUACCACACUAUGUUCUUUACAAAAUAGACGAUAUGACCUCGAAGCCCAUCGAGGUCUGGCAGUGGGUUUGCAGAGAUAAAGCAAAGCACGGGCUGACUCUAAUUCCAGUUGGAGUUUGUGCCAAAGUGUUUGGUAUCCUCAAAUUUUCCUCCAGAAGAAAGAGCCUUGAGGUAUUGAAGAUCCAGGUCCUGGAGGACAUGAACAAGUUCACCACACAUAUUCUGGAAAUGGUUGAUGCACACAUGAUACUGGAUAAAGCUCACCAUGCAGCCAUUAGGGAAAGUGUGCCUGUCUCCCCACUAGGAAUGGAUGAUGCCAGAGAUUAUGGCGAAUACCGCCUCAGCUUCAUUCAGAAGGAAGUGCUGCGUUUGAUUCACAAGUGCCCUCGACCUGAAGGAAAGAGCCUUCGGGAGCUCCAGAACGAGCUUCGCAGCCUUUCAGGGCCAUCAAGCAAGCAAUUGAUUACCUGACCAUCGAGGGCCAUAUCUAUUCCACUGUGGAUGAGGAGCAUUUUAAAUCCACUGACUGAGGCAGCUAAAACAUUUUUUUUCCCCCAGAAGACCCCUGCCUCUAGCUGUGAGUAAUUUUGACCUGUUGAGUUUAUGGAAGUAGAAUUUUUCAAUGAAAGUUCUCAACUGGCAUCCUUUUGAAACUCUCUGCUUUCCAACUGUCUUUAAACUUUUUUUUUUUAACUGUAUUUGAAGCCCAAGGGGAGACGGCGAUGGAUGAAUUGACUGGACUUUUUGUAGUAAUUACCAGCACGUUAGUAAAAAUGCUCCAUGAUGGGUGAAUUUGAGGAAGAAAAGGUACAGAAUGUUGAAAAUUAUUAAAUUGUGUGGGGGCUUCUUUUUUCCAAAAUAUAUAUCUAUUAGGAGAAAAUAGAUGCAUUCAGGGAGGCAGCCAAGAGACAGAAAAAACAAGUUUAUUUUGUUUUCCUUGACUUAUUUCAUGCAUCUUUGGAUAGCCUGUUACAUUCAUGUUGUUAUCUCUUGCUAAAUACAGUAAUUGAUUAAUUUAAAUGUGCUAAAGGUUUUCAUGAAUUCAAAUGUGCUAGAGUAAUUGGUUAUUCAAAUGUCCAGUUCAAGGGUUUAUGGAGUGAUUUGCUCUUAUCACCAUAGGUGUAUGUGAUUGUAUUGUUUUAUUUAUGACAUCUAUUUUUAAAUAACUACUUCAUUUUAGGCAAGGUAAUCUUUCAAUAUUUUUUCUUAAUAUGUGAUGUUCAAUGAUUAUUUGAAAUACAGUGUGAUGUGUGCAUUAAAUUAUAAUUUAUUGUAGUGGCAAUGUACAUGGAUGCUAGGCUUUUUGUAAGUUCGAUGUUUUGGUGUAUUAUCUAUACUACUAAAUGCUUUGUUUUGUAUAUUACAGGAUAUUAUUCUUAUAGAUUA